ACCUCACAUCAUUACAUCUGAUUAGGUUGGUAUACUGAUAACAUCACAUCGAUCACCCAAUUAGCUAUGUGAAAAAAAAAAAAUCAUUUUUGCACAGUGCAAAACAACAUAGGUAGGAUGGAUGGAUGGAUGGAAGUGGGGGAAACGUGGUAGGUGCAGCAGAAGGAAAAGAAACUUAGCUGUUGAAAAAGGGGAAGAAAGAUCCCACAAUAGGUACACAUAAAAUUGACACUGAUGAGAAUAGUUGGGUAGCUACCAACCAACCGAGCUAGCUAAAAAUCAAGGCCUACAUUAAUCUUCACCAUUUUAAAAUCCGGGUUCUGCAGUCUGCUUCGCUUCUCGAAAUUGUAGAACAGAACAGAGCCUUAAUCUCCACAGGCUACUAAAGCUCUUCUUGCUUUGAGAGGCUUAGCUGAGGGAUAAUUUAGAUGGCUCAACAAGUAAACAGGCAAGAUGAAGAGGUCGUUCUUGCUGAAGAAAUGAGCCACGUGAGAUUGAUUACCUUGAACAGGCCUCGCCAAUUGAAUGUGAUUUCAUCGAGGGUGGUGUCUUUACUUGCUCAGUACUUGGAAAAGUGGGAAAAAGAUGACAAUGCAGAACUCAUACUGAUUAAGGGUGCUGGCCGUGCCUUUUCUGCUGGUGGGGAUUUGAGAAUGUUUUAUGAUGGCAGGACCUCGAGGGAUUCGUGUCUUGAAGUGGUCUACAGGAUGUAUUGGCUUUGCUACCACAUUCACACUUAUAAGAAAACACAGGUUGCUCUUGUUCAAGGAAUUUCCAUGGGGGGAGGUGCAUCUUUGAUGGUCCCGUUGAAGUUUUCUGUAGUCACAGAAAAAGCUGUUUUUGCCACUCCAGAAGCAAGUAUUGGGUUUCACACUGAUUGUGGGUUUUCGUACAUGCUUUCACGUCUCCCUGGGCAUCUAGGGGAAUACUUGGCCCUAACAGGGGCAAGGCUGAGUGGUAAAGAGUUGGUUGCCGCUGGAUUGGCUACGCAUUUUGUCCCCUCCGAGAAACUGCCUGAACUGGAGAAACGCCUGGUGAGCUUAAAUAAUGGUGCAGAGACUGCUGUCAAAUCUACCAUUGAAGAAUUUUCCUCUGAUGUUCAGAUUGAUGAAGAAAGUGUCUUGAAGAAACAAAAAAUGAUAGAUGAUUGUUUUUCUAAGGAUUCUGUGGAGGAGAUCAUAAAAUCCCUUGAAGCUGAGGCUACCAAAGAAGGAAAUGGUUGGAUUGUUCCAGUGCUUAAAGGAUUAAAGAGAUCAUCUCCGACAGGAUUAAAGAUAACAUUGAGAUCGAUCCGAGAAGGAAGGAAACAGUCACUGCCUGAAUGCCUGAAAAAAGAGUUUCGUCUCACUAUGAACAUUCUUCGUACGGCAAUAUCCGGUGAUGUUUAUGAGGGUAUCAGAGCUCUUACAAUUGACAAGGAUAACUCUCCAAAAUGGGAUCCUUCAACUUUUGAUAGAGUGGGUGAUGAGAGAGUCAAUGUUGUAUUCCAACCAUUUGAAGAAGAUUUGGAGCUCAAGAUUCCAGAAAGAGAAGAUUGCAGGUGGGAAGGAAAAUACGAGAAUUCAGUUUAUGCAGUUCCAAAGUGAGCGAUGAACCAAAGUUUUUUUGGCUACCAUCUGAAAUAGCCUCUCGACCGUCCGAGCCACAUAACAUACUUUUCCCUGUUUCCACACAUUUAUGAGCGCUGGUAUUUUGCCUUGCUCUUCCAGGGUUUCUAGCUCAAAAAAUGUAUUCGUUUAAACCACUGCAAUAACAUGAGACAAAAAUUGCAUUCUCUUACAUAAAUGAGCACCAGAUUGUAUCAGACACAAAACUCAUCCUCUUCCA
Molecule: messenger RNA, 1827 nt
Organism: Coffea arabica (coffee)
Lineage: Eukaryota; Viridiplantae; Streptophyta; Magnoliopsida; Gentianales; Rubiaceae
Product: 3-hydroxyisobutyryl-CoA hydrolase-like protein 5
Biological process (GO): L-valine catabolic process
Molecular function (GO): 3-hydroxyisobutyryl-CoA hydrolase activity
Source: RefSeq, a predicted model, not a curated record